Fusarium vanettenii 77-13-4 is the source of this 756-nucleotide messenger RNA. RefSeq lists its product as uncharacterized. The annotation marks the transcript as partial. NCBI's taxonomy places the organism in Eukaryota, Fungi, Ascomycota, Sordariomycetes, Hypocreales, Nectriaceae. The transcript has 2 exons. The record is from RefSeq and is a predicted model, not a curated record.
AUGCGCUACUCCCUCACUCUCAUCGCCUUUGCCGCCACGGCUCUGGCUCUUCCCACUGCCAAGCCUGCCGACGAUGGCUCUUGGGCUCCUGGCAAGUACGAGGGCAAGGGCACAGGCUACGACGACGGCAAAUGGCAUGAGGGAAAGUAUGAGGGCGGUGACACUGGCUACGAUGAUGGCAAGUGGACCCCCGACAAGUAUCCCAGCGGAAAGUCCAAGCGCAACGAUGAUGGCUCUUGGCAUCCCGGAAAGUACGAAGGAAAGGGAACUCCCUACGAUGACGGCAAGUGGCACGAGGGAAAGUACGAAGGCGAGGGCACUGGCCACGACGACGGAAAGUGGUACCCCGGAAAGUACCCUGGCGGCAAGGCCAAGCGCAAUGACGACGGUUCCUGGGCCCCUGGCAAGUAUGAGGGCAAGGGAACUCCCUACGAUGAUGGAAAGUGGCACGAAGGAAAGUACGAGGGUGGUGAUACCGGCUACGACGACGGAAAGUACCACGGUGGCAAGGUCAAGCGCGCGGAUGACGGCUCUUGGCACGAGGGAAAGUACGAGGGUGGUGACACCGGAUAUGAUGACGGCAAGUGGGAGGAGGGCAAGUACGAGGGCGGUGAUACUGGCUAUGAUGAUGGCAAGUACCACGGCGAGAAGACCAAGCGCAACGACGAUGGUUCCUGGCACGAGGGCAAGUACGAGGGUGAGGGAACUCCCUACGAUGAUGGAAAGUGGCACGAGGGAAAGUAUGAGGGCGGCGAC